Messenger RNA from Mauremys reevesii (Reeves's turtle), 5992 nucleotides. RefSeq names its product dynein 2 intermediate chain 1 (gene DYNC2I1). The transcript is spliced from 26 exons. Gene Ontology annotation, molecular function: dynein heavy chain binding; dynein light chain binding. Gene Ontology annotation, cellular component: cytoplasmic dynein complex. The record is from RefSeq and is a predicted model, not a curated record. Gene Ontology annotation, biological process: intraciliary transport. NCBI's taxonomy places the organism in Eukaryota, Metazoa, Chordata, Testudines, Geoemydidae. The coding region runs from base 396 to 3740 and encodes 1114 amino acids.
AAGGGACAAUCCCCGCGCUGUCAGCACCUCGCGGCUCUCCCGGGACACCCCCGGCUUCCAGUGGCGGUAAAAUCGCCCGCGGGCAGUAACGGGCACAAUGCUGGACACGCGGAACCCGCCAGUCUCCCCGGCCCGCUGCCCCUCGGCGGCCGGGAAGGAGCUUGGGGCCCCACAGCCGCCCAUGGUAUCCUGUCUGCGCCGCCUGCCGCUUUCCUCUGCCCGGGGCUGGGAUCGAUCGCUCGGCCGAUCGGCUGCUUUCCCUUCGCGGCCUGCCUGUUGCUAGGCAGAGCCCGACGCAGUUGCCUCGGUUUCUUCGGCCCCGCCUCUCGCCCGGGGGUCGGUGAACAGCGGCAGGAAGCUGGAGGGGUCUCGGUGCAGCCCGUUGCCGCUCCGCCAUGGAGCCCGAGAAGAGAAGAACCAAAGAAGAUACUUGGAAAUCAGAUGAACUUAAGAAACAUCUUAGGGUCUCACAGUCAGAUAGUCAAUCUGAAGAUAAGAAACAGAAGGAAAAGAAACUGCAAAGAGAGAGAGAGACUCAUGACAUAGUUGAUUACAAAGGAUACAUACAGAAGGAUCAAGACAAGGACAGAGGAAAGGCAAAAGAAAGGACAGGUGAACGAGAGAGAUUUAAAUCUAGUGAAAGAGACAGAGAUAAGCUAAGAGACAGAGAAAGAGGAAAAGAUCAUCACAGAGAACGAGAGAGAGAGAAAUUGAAGGAGAAGGACCAAGAAAAAGAUGCAGAGAAGGAAAAACACAUUACAAGAAAAGAUAAAGAGAAGGCAAGUGAUAAAGAAAGAGACAGAAAAUAUAGGAGGGAUGAUCUGAAGCAAAUGCUUAUACAAAAUAACCUGAAAGCAUCUGGAGGAAGGGAUAAAGAACAACGCAGAAGAAGAGAAAGCAAGGAUCAAUUUGAGCAAGCAAACGUAAGGGAUGACGUGAAAGAGAGAAGACAUACAGAAAGAAAAGUAAAGGAAGGAAAAAAAAGUGAGAGCAAAAAUAGUCUUGGCGAGUUUUUAACAAAGAAAGAUGAAGAAGGUGGACAUAGACACAAGUCACACAGAGAUCAAGAACUGAAUAAAGACAGAGGAAGGAGUCAUAGUGAUAAAAGAGAACAUUCAGUUAGGGGAGGAAAGGCGAGACCUUCAAAAGAAGGAAGCCAUGAAUUGUUUGUAAAGGAUGGGGAAGAAAAAUAUGCGUCAAGGAGACCUAAAGAAGGAUCCUCCAUUGAAGACAGAGAGAGACAACUGAGCGAGAAUAAUGAAAAAAGACAGAGGGAAGAAAAUGAAGGAAAGAAGAGAGAUCUUAAGAACAGUGAGCACAAAAAACAAGGAAAGAGCUUAAGAGAAGAAGAAGAAACCAGCCUUCAGCAUGAAAGGAAUGCAAGAGAUAAAGGAAAGAGCAUUGAAAGGGAAAAAAAAGAGGACACAAGCCAAAGGCCACACCAAGGUGAACAUGUGUCAGCAUGGAAACCUAUGCAGAGGCAAAAAAGUGAGGAAGAACUUGAAAUCAGUGAUAAUUAUUUGACAAAUUAUGAAGAUGAUUUUGAAGAUUAUGAAGAUGAUUUUGAUGAUGAUGAUGAUGAAGACAAUGAUAGUGAGGCUAGAGUCUCAGAAGAAAGACUAAGAGAGAUCCCUGUUUCCAAAAAAUCAGAAAUAGAAGAAAUUCAAAGAGCAAUUAAUGCAGAAAAUGAGAGGAUUGGUACCUUACUACCAAAGCAAAUUCAAAAAGAAUGUGAAAAGGAACCAAACGUGGAUCGUACAGAGAGGCAAGAUUCUCCUGCCAGAGGCUCUCUCUGUGGAAUGUUCAUGGAUUUUGAAACAGCAAACCAGCGGCAAAGUAGCCAAAUUAUGGCCAGUAAACAGAAGAAACGCAGUACAGAACUGCUCCGACUAAUUGACCUGGACUUCUCAGUAAGUUUUUCUUUACUGGAUUUGCCUCCAGUGAAUGAAUAUGACAUGUACAUCAGGAACUUUGGAAAAACAAACACUAAACAGGCGUAUGUUCAGAGCAAUGAGGAUAAUCUUGAGAGAGACGUUCAGACGGAUGAAAUAGAGACUCUAGAAAAAUGGACACAACAUCCAGGAGACAGUGUACUUGUAUCUGGAGGUCCCAGAAGCAGCAAUGAUGUGUCCACUGAUAUUGUUGUAACACCUAAGAUUGAUUCGCAGAGAUUAACAAACUUCCUCCGGUCUGCUUGUCAGGUGAUUGCUGUUUUGCUUGAGGAAGAUCGAGUUGCAACACAACCCAGGUGGAAUCUAAGAUCUCGACAAACCAGUCUGUCUAUUAGUGAUAGCUGCUUCCAGUUAAAUACUAAUCUACCUUUUCUCCAUGGCCGAAAGGUGUCCUGUUUGCACGUCUCUCAGGUUCAGAGGCAGGCAUUGCUUUCUGUUCAUGGGUUACCUGAAAAGCCAGGUGCUAAUCAAUUGGACAGGAAGUACAUCGUGUGUGUAUGGAAUGUCUGGCAGCCCUCCAGUCCUCAGAAAGUUUUAGUUUGUGAAGCAGAGGUGUCAUGCUGCUGCUUUAGUCCCAAUAAAGCAACUUUAGUAUUUGCUGGAACAAUGGAUGGUUCAUUGGUAGUGUGGGAUCUCCGAGAAGACUCAAGGAUGCAUCACUGUAUGAAGUUAAAUGAAACUGACUGGAUUUUUAGAUCUCCAACAUUUUCUACUGAUGGUGUUCUCUCCUCAUUAAACCACACAUAUCCUGUACUGGCAAUAGAACCUGUCUCUACAUCUGUCUGUAAGGAACAUAAUUAUGGGCUCUCACACCUAUCUUCUCAAGAAGAAAUGUCAGGCCUGUCAUUCCAGAUAGCUUCAAUGGAUGAAAACGGGACUCUCAAUCUGUGGGUAGCAGUCGAAUUACAAAAAGUGGAUUUGGCUGGUUCACAAAGUGAUUUAGGUUUAAUUCCUGGAGGGAAAGUAAAGUUAGUACAUAGCUCUACUGUUCAGUUGAAUAGCAGCCUUUUCCCAAAAGAUAUCCUAUGCCUGAGGAAGCCUCAAACACUGAAUAUUAAGUUUCUGCCUUCUAAUCCUAAUCAUUUCAUUGUUGGAACAGACAUUGGUGUGGUAAGUCAUGGUGCAAGACAUGAUUUAAGAGUACCUCCAAAGCUGUUCAAACCCCAGCAGGGUGGACCAAGAUCAAUAAGAGCUAAUGCAGUUGAUUUCUCCCCUUUUGGAAAGCCAAUAUUUUUGGUUGGCUGUUCAGAUGGAAGUAUUAGAUUGCACCAAAUGACUUCAGAGCAUCCCCUCAUACAGUGGAAUGACAGCACAAAUGGCCAGCCAGUUAUUGCCCUCCAGUGGGCUCUCACAAGACCUGCUGUGUUUUUUGUCCUGGAUGCAUCAUCUACUGUUUACAUUUGGGAUCUACUGGAAAACGACUUGUGUCCUGUAGCCAAACAAAUUAUCCAGUCAGAUAAGGUUAUGACUAUGGUUGUACUGGGUGAACCAGAAAAAACAAAUGGUCUGUUGGGGAUCGCAUUGGCCAAACAAUCUGGAAUAAUAGACAUUCAGUAUGUAAAGAAGAGUAGCUGGAACCCAGAAAGACUGAAGAAAUGCUGGAGUGCCACACUUGUUAGAGAAAUCAUUGACACUGCGGUUUCCUGGUCAGUCAUUUAUUCUCACCUGUCCUCGUAUGUUCUCAUUUCCCACCAUGGGGAAAUUGGAAAGCACAAGGUUUUCUACUGUCCUGACCCAUCCCUGGAUUUCUCUCUACCAUUUGAAAACAAAAUUGCAUUAACUAUGUAAGUGUUUCUGAGAAAAAGGAGGAUAAAAUGAUAUUCCUGAUAACUGUGAGUACAGACAGUGAUGAGGAUCAAGAACUAGUUUCUUUGCACUCUGUUUGGAUAAGGCCUUCUUGUCAACAUAACUGUCAUGGUUGAAGCAUGCAGCCCCACCUGUGGCACUUUGAAAUUUCUGAGAUUUUUUGGAAGCAAUCUUGUGAGUCUGAGAAAUCCUGCAAAAUCCUGAGUUUCGGCCAAAACUCUGAUGUUGGACAGAUAGCUCUGAAAAUCAGUGACUGAAAUCUUUUAACUUUACCUUUCUCUAGUUUCAGGAAUCAGGACAAAGAACAACUGGUAGGUGCUCCUUGUGUUGAGGUAGGAAACCAUGACUGUCGAGUUGCAAGGCAAAAGAAAUCACCUAAGGCCGAAAAUUUCAAAUGUAGGUGCCUAAAUUCAUAUUUAAGCACCUAACUAGAAACACCUUGAAUUUUAAAGGUGUUGAGCACUUUAAUCCCUCAGUAACUUCCCAUUGCAGUCAUACACCUUAGACACCCUCAUACACCUUAGACCCCCCUGGCCACUGCAAAACUACCACAUUUAAUCUUACUUGUGGAAAAAUUGCUGUGGCUCAACAGUAUUGGAUGAUUAUUUUUCCCCAUGUAUGAACAGAAUAAUACAUGUUAGGAAACUGGGUAUUAAGGCUUGUAGAUAACAACACUGCCAACCAUUAUUGUUAACAUCAAGCAAGAACAAAAAUGUUUCACUACCAUAUUUCACAAAUGUCCUUACUCUGUGUUGUUUAGAACCCUAUUCUGGUCAUAUUGUUCCGUAUUUCUAUUGUGGCAGUGCCCAAGCACGACACCAAGGGUCAGGGGCACAAGGUGCGGUACAAACACGUUGCAAAACAUGAUCCCUGCCACAAAGAGUUUACAUUCUAAGGCCAUGAUCCUGCACCAGUGAAAUCACUGGGAGUUCAGCCAUUGGCUUCAGUGGUAGCAGGGGCAGCCCUUAUUGUAAGAUAAAAAGUGAAUGUGGGGGGCUAAGGGUAACAGUGACAAAAUCCUGUCAUGAUGUAUGCCAGCUACGUCACAACUUGAUUAUUCUGAAAAAUAAAACUAUCAGCAAUCUCCACUGGCCCUCUACUUCGUCAUUAUCAGUUGAUGACUCCCAGUAAACAUAACAGUAGAACAAGGUCUUGAGAAGGGAUAUGAACAAGAAGAGCAUGAAGUAGCUUAAUGGUUUAGUUCAGGGCGGGUGUUCCAUGCAUAAGAACCUGCCAUGCUAUAGCAAACCAAAGGUCCAUCUAAUCCACCAUCAUGCUUCCAAUGAUUGUCAAAGGAGUUUGGUCAUUGGCAUCAGUGGAGCCUCACCCAGGAUGUUUUAGAGGAAAGCAACAGUGCACCUGGCCAACUGUGAAUGCUGUAUCUUGAGGGAAAGACUCCUUACCCCUUUCAUUCUUUAAUCAGAUAUUUCAUGUCUCUUCUUAUUUUUACUUGCUCUUUUAACAGAUCUUGUGUACAUAUGUUCUUUACUCAAAAGCUAAAAAUUGCUGUUGUGCAACCUUUAAAACAGCCCAAGAUGUACUUUAUUAUAUGUAUGUUAUUAAUUUUACACUUGGGCAAUUUUGUAUAUUAUUUUAUGUAUGAUUAAUAUCCUCUGUGAUUAAAAUAAAUAAAUUGCUUCAUCUUUACUUAGUAGAAAACUAUCAUUUAAAAAUGGUAUCAAAGUCUGAACGCUAUUUCAUCCAUGUAAAACUUGCAUAAAAUGUUACAUUCUGCUUUCAAACCAGCAACUCCCAGCCAGCAGGGCUUGAAAAUAAAAAUAUGCUAAAUUGCUACUGAUAGAGACAGAAUUUAAAUUUUUGGACAGGGCCUCUGCUUUUAUUUUUCUCUCUGAGAACAUACUUGAAAGGCUUUCUACAUAACAUAAACAUUGAUGAUAUUUCCAUUGUAUUAUCUCAUCCUAGAGAUGGGAAACUGAAAGGGAGUUUUCAGAAGUUGGGCUAAUAAGAUGAUAUGAGGAAGAAUAACUAAAAUCCUUCCAGAUCUGUGGAUGCUUCAUGGCAGGUUUCUGAAAAAUAGUUUGGAAACAAUUUUAUCAAUUUGUCAUACUGUUUUUGGAGAAAGGAUUGGGAGAACAAGAAAAGAAUGGUACUCUCAUUUUUAUGUUGGAAUAGAAUACUGGGAUAAAGGUGACCCUCCUACUCUACUAUAAUCUGGGUUUUAAGUGUAAUUUAUACAUAUUUACUUCCAAUAUGUGUGUUAAAUGGAUUUUAAG